Molecule: messenger RNA, 687 nt
Organism: Brettanomyces nanus
Lineage: Eukaryota; Fungi; Ascomycota; Pichiomycetes; Pichiales; Pichiaceae
Exons: 1
Coding region: 1-687 (228 amino acids)
Biological process (GO): protein polyubiquitination; proteasome-mediated ubiquitin-dependent protein catabolic process
Molecular function (GO): ubiquitin conjugating enzyme activity
Source: RefSeq, a predicted model, not a curated record
AUGACCUCAUCAGCAGUGUUACUUCAGAAAGAGCUGAAGGACUUAUCAAAAAACCAGCCAUACUUCUAUCUUCGAUUAGAGAAUGAUAAUAUAUAUCUCUGGGACGUGGGGCUCUACAUAUCGAACCCUGAUUCUAAGUACAAUGGAGCGUUUCUCAAGGCACAGAUGAGAUUCCCGACAAACUAUCCAUUUGUUCCGCCAUCGUUCCGGUUUACUCCAUCCAUAUACCACCCAAAUAUCUACGCGGAUGGCCGUGUUUGCAUUUCCAUUUUGCAUGAGGCUGGCAAUGUUUACAGUGACGAGCCUUCCAAUGAAAACUGGAGCCCGGCUCAGUGUGUUGAGUCUAUAAUGUUGUCAAUUUUGUCCAUUUUGGAUGACCCAAAUAUUAAUUCACCCGCAAACGUGGAUGCCUCGAAGCUUUACAGAGAUGAUAGAAAUGCUUAUAAUCGCAAAGUUGCCAAAGAUGUUGAGCGUUCUCGUGAGGAUAUGCCUGACGAUUUCAGGAUACCUAAUCCGGACGAUAUCAAGGCAAAAGAUUAUGAGGAAGAGUGGUUUUAUGACGAGGAUGAUGAAGACGACGAUGAUGAUGAUGACGAUGAUGAUGACGAUGACCAUAGCUUUUACGACGAUGAUGAUGUUGAGAUGAGCGAAGAUUAUGGAGAUAUCGAUAAUGAGAAGAAGCACUGA